AUGAAGAAGCUACACAGCUCUCUUCUUCUUCUCUGGCUGGUUUCGCUGACACACUGUAACGUCAACGCGCAGUCGCCGGGGCCGUUGCAGACAAACGGCUAUGCCUACCUCGCCAACUUCAACUCCUCCAUGGCCAUGGUCAUCGUGUUUCUCGUGUGCGCUUUCUUCCUCGUCGGAUUCUUCUCCAUCUACAUUCGCCGCUGCGCUGAGACGCACAUCGCCAACGCCGGCGGGUCGCUUGGCGCAGCGGGUGCGAUCGGUGUCGCUGCGAGACGCCGAGGCCUCGACCCUGCGGUGAUUGAGAAGUUUCCGAUGUUUGUGUAUUCUGAUGUGAAGGACCUCAAGAUUGGCAAAGGGGCUCUGGAGUGCGCUGUGUGCUUGAGCGAGUUUGAGGACUACGAAACCCUGCGUUUGCUGCCGAAAUGCGACCACGUAUUCCAUCCCGACUGCAUCGACGCGUGGUUGGCCUCGCACAUAACGUGUCCGGUUUGCCGAGCAAUGCUGGCGCCUGAGUCGAAUCACCCGGUUACUGAGCCAAACAAUCAUUCGAAUCAUCCGGAUAGUACAAAUGAAAUUAGUAAUGAUCAGCAACAACAGAACGACCAGGUGGUGAUCAAUGUGAGUGAAGAUCAGAGCAGCGAGGCGGUUGAGAUAGACAACCGUCCGGCAAGAUCUGGAAUAUUCGGGAAGUUUCCGAGGUCGCACUCGACGGGUCACUCGGUAGUUCAACCAGGAGAGAACACGGAACGGUACACGUUGAGGCUGCCGGAUUCAGUGAGGAGGCAGCUGGUUUCAAGCCGGAACAACAAGCUGAAACGAUCGACUAGCUACGACGUCAUUCUGCCGAGGCUUGGAAGUUCAAGAAAAGGGUAUAGACUCGGUGGCGAAGGGAGCAGCAGUAGAGGGAAAAAUAGUGUUGAACAAACUGGGCGGUUCGACCCGUGGGUGCUGUUAAAAACGCCACCGUUCUUUGGUAGGGGUGGUGGUGGUUCCGUUAAGUCACCUAAGAAUGGUGUUGACGGAGAAGGAUUGUUUGUGAAGGCUUUGUUGACGCCGGUGAAAAUUCCGUUGGAUUGUCAGAACGUCAAAGCCAAUAACAGGUGUCAAGAACCGAUGUCUCGGCCUCCGGUUUGAUUUUAAAUUUGUUGUCCGCAAUAUUUUGUAAAUAGUAUCUUCUUCAUUGGAACCUGGUUUCAAUCUUGGAACAGAGUUAAAAAUUAAUUUGACCUCAAUUAUAUUUCGUUU
Messenger RNA from Fragaria vesca subsp. vesca, 1245 nucleotides. Its product is annotated as E3 ubiquitin-protein ligase ATL6-like. The transcript has a single exon. The record is from RefSeq and is a predicted model, not a curated record. The coding region runs from base 1 to 1134 and encodes 377 amino acids. NCBI's taxonomy places the organism in Eukaryota, Viridiplantae, Streptophyta, Magnoliopsida, Rosales, Rosaceae.